Molecule: messenger RNA, 2129 nt
Organism: Vigna umbellata (rice bean)
Lineage: Eukaryota; Viridiplantae; Streptophyta; Magnoliopsida; Fabales; Fabaceae
Product: neurochondrin family protein
Source: RefSeq, a predicted model, not a curated record
UGUGACUUGCUCGGUAAUAACAGUUAUUACGGUUUGAUUUAGGUGAAAAUCGUUUGAAUUUUUACCGAACCAACGUCUGAGGAGAAGAUGAGGGCGGAACCUUCCAUUGAACCUGAACAGGGAAUUCAGAGUCCCAACCUGGAGGACUGCUUGAAACUGCUGAAAGGAGAGCGAGACGAACAGCGUCUUGCUGGCCUACUUCUCGUCACCAAGUUCUGCAAAGCUGAGGAUCACUCCUCUCUUCUGAGAGUGUAUGAUGCGGUUGGCCCUCGCUUUCUGUAUCGCCUUCUUAGAACUGGUAUGGGAAGUGGCUUCAAUGAGAAUCGCGAUGCAUAUUUAAGCCUAUCUAUCACUGUUCUUGCUGCAUUUUGUCGCGUUCCAGAUAUAGCUUCUUCGGAGGACAUGGUUUUGAAUAUUCCACUUGUGUUAGAAGUAAUAUCCACCCAGUCUGGCUCGUCUGUUCUUCAAGAAUGCUAUGAGUUUUUGUACUUGGUGUCAGCUGCUUCUGGAAAUGGAAUCACGAGAUUUUGUGAAUCUGAAGGCAUCAAGAUAUUAGCUUCUCAAAUGAGUGCUUUGCAAGACGGUUCACAUUUGAUGGAAUUAUCUUUCAAACUUCUGCAAUUGAUUCUGGGUAGGAUGUCCUUUGAAAUAUUCCAGAAUAAUGACUUAUCUGACAUUUCAGUUAUUGUGGCAGCAAUAGCAAGGCAAUUUGCUGUCUUGCACAAUUCCUUGAAAUUUGAAGCUCUCCACUUGCUGAAUGCCAUUCUUACCUCAAAAGAUUCUACACAACUUCGUAAUGCCCUGCGAUUACAUCCUCAAGAUAGCUGGUCAACCAAUAUCCACACUGGUAUAAUAGCUGUUCUGCAGAACCGUGUUGCUCCUGCUGAAAGGUUGCAGGCUCUCAUUUUAGCCGAGUCUAUGGUUUCCAUGCAUGGAGAGGAUUGGUUGGUUAGCCAAGUAAACACAAAUGAUGCACGAGAUCCAGCUUCAGCUAACAUGUGCCUUUUGCUUGUCUUGGAGCAGUCAAGGGUCGAAAUUGCUGUUCUACUGAAUGAGCUGGCAUAUUUGAAAUAUGAAGCGCCUCAGGAUACUUCAGCUACUGCUGAAGCAAUUUUUACGAAGCAACAUAAUGUGGCUGUUGCUUACUCUUUGGUUGAGAAGAUAAUAAAAUUAAUAUCAAAUGUUGAGGAAAAUGAUGGAAACCUCCUAGAUGAAGGCACACUAACAAAGCUGAUUCUCCAGCUUAACGAGACAAUUGCUGUUGUACUAGAGUAUUUGGAAGAUGCAAAGGAACAUGGGCAAAAGAAAGGGGAUGAUUUACUUGCUUCAGUGCGAAUUAUUGGGAGCUAUCUUGCAGAAGCACCCCUAGCAUGCAAGGAGAAGGUUCAAGAUCUUUUAGGGUAUAUGCUUUCCAUUGAAGGUGAAGAUGAACAAAGGCCCUUCUACUCUGUUUGCUUUCUUCUACCUAUGCUGUCUCAAAUUACUAUGAAGAUUGAAGGAUGCAAAGCUUUGGCUUCAUGCAAAGGACUUGAGGCUGUUUUAGAUUGCUUCAAUAAGUUAGUUGGGUCAAAUGCUUUUCUUGAGGACAAUGGUUGCAUUUUUUUGGCGUGUGAUACAAUAGUGAACCUACUAUUGAAGAAAGACAAAAUGCAUAUGAUGUUGGAUGAGUCUGCUAUUGUUCGUCUUCUUAAAGCAUUAGCUUAUUGGUCAGAUAACACUGAUGAAAUGUCUAGUAUGAUGAUGGCUGCAAGCAUCUGUGCACUGGUUUUUGAGUAUACAUCAGAAGAGGCUCUUUUGAAUCGACCUGAUUUCAACUAUAGCACUCUUCGCACUCUUUAUCUGCUCAUUGCAAGAUGUCUGACUUCAUCAGAACAGGGUACUAAAGAGGAUAUGGAUCUUUCAGAAAUUGUCUCAUCUGGCUUCUCUCGAUGGGCUCAUCGUUACCCCCGUAUCAGAGAGGCUGUCAAGACGUGAUUUUGAUCCUCUUAUCUGGAAGGUAUUCAUUGUAAAAGUGAAGUGAUGUGCCAAUACAUGCAAUUGGAAGAAGGGCUAAUUGAUUUGUCAUAAAUAUUAAUAGAUUUAUUUAUUAGAGAUAAAAGGUAAUAUGUUAGACUUUUUCUAAUUUAUUU